Molecule: messenger RNA, 1485 nt
Organism: Pyrus x bretschneideri (Chinese white pear)
Lineage: Eukaryota; Viridiplantae; Streptophyta; Magnoliopsida; Rosales; Rosaceae
Product: alcohol dehydrogenase-like 4
Exons: 10
Coding region: 169-1359 (396 amino acids)
Biological process (GO): formaldehyde catabolic process
Cellular component (GO): cytosol
Molecular function (GO): S-(hydroxymethyl)glutathione dehydrogenase [NAD(P)+] activity; zinc ion binding
Source: RefSeq, a predicted model, not a curated record
UCUGAUUCAUACGCAUACAUCAAUUUUGCCAACCCAUUAAAUGUAAAGCUAUCCUUGCAGUUGCAGAGUCCAACCCUACCCAAAUCCUGACAUAGAUACACACACACACACACACACAUUGAUCAGGUUAUAAGACCAACCACACACGAAAAAAAUAUCAAGAUCAAGAUGGAGAACCACCACCAAAAAGCUACCAAUGGUUUCUCCAAACCAACCGGUUACAGUACAGCCGGAAAGGUCAUCACUUGCAAAGCUGCUGUUGUAUGGGUUCCAGGAGAACCUUUUGUCAUGGAACAAGUUCAAGUCGAUCCACCUCAAAAAUUGGAGGUUCGAAUCAAGAUCCUCUUCACCUCAAUCUGCCACACUGAUCUUAGUGCUUGGAAAGGAGAUAAUGAAGCUCAACGAGCCUUUCCUCGAAUAUUAGGCCAUGAAGCUUCCGGAAUUGUUGAGAGUGUGGGUGAAGGUGUGAUGGACAUAAAAGAAGGGGACCAUGUGGUACCAAUUUUCAACGGAGAGUGUGGCGAGUGCAAGUGUUGCAAGUCUGAGAAAACCAAUAUUUGCAGUAAUUCUGGAGUGAACGGAUUUAAGAAGGUGAUGACUAACGAUGGAAAAAGUAGGUUUUCGACCAAAGAUGGAAAGGCAAUCUACCAUUUUCUCAACACUUCAACUUUCAGUGAGUAUACAGUGCUUGAAUCUGCUUGUGUUGUCAAGAUCGACCGUGAGGCUCCUAUGAAGAAGAUGACCCUGCUAAGUUGUGGUGUUUCAACUGGAGUCGGUGCUGCAUGGAAUACUGCUAAUGUGCAACCUGCCUCAACUGUCGCCAUUUUCGGUUUAGGAUCCGUGGGACUUGCUGUCGCUGAAGGAGCAAGAGUCAGAGGAGCAUCUAAAAUUAUUGGUGUUGACAUUAACCCCGAUAAAUUCAUCAAAGGUCAAGAAAUGGGAGUCACAAAUUUCAUAAACCCAACCGAACCUGGAAAGCCAGUGCAUGAGAGGAUAAGAGAAAUUACGGAUGGAGGGGUGGACUAUAGCUUUGAGUGUGUAGGCAACUUGGAUGUUCUUCGGGAGGCCUUUCUGUCCACACAUGAGGGUUGGGGGUUUACUGUGAUACUGGGAAUUCAUGCAGCCCCAACAACGCUCCCUUUCCAUCCAAUGGAGUUGUUUAAUGGUCGAGGAAUUAUUGGGUCUGUGUUUGGAGGCUUCAAAGGGAAGUCCCAACUCCCUCAUUUCGCUAUACAGUGCAUGCGUGGGGUUGUAGGUUUGGACAAGUUCAUAACGCAUGAGCUUCCAUUUGAGAAGAUAAACGAUGCCUUUCAGUUGCUCAUUGAAGGCAAGUCAUUGAGAUGCGUUUUGCAACUCUGAGUUAGCCAUUGAUGCUCUGCAAGCAGACGUUAAUACGAUUUUCUUACCUUUUUCUUUACCUUCUCGUUGUGAUGUAUUUGACGAGUUAUUCUAAUUGUGUGGUUGUAUUAUUAUGUUGGCUUUGCA